AUGAGCAAAACAUUCACCAAAGACGAUGUCGCGAAGAAGAACAGCCCUGACAAUGGCAUGUACAUAAUCGUCGAUACAUCAGUCUACGAUGUGACGAAAUUCGUCGACGAGCACCCUGGCGGCAGCAAGAUCCUCAAGCGUGUAGCGGGCAAGGACGCGACCAAACAGUUCUGGAAAUACCACAAUGAGAGCGUGCUGAAGAAGUAUGGCAGUUCGUUGAAGGUUGGCGAGGUGGGGGAGAAGGCGAAGCUGUAA
Molecule: messenger RNA, 255 nt
Organism: Cyphellophora attinorum
Lineage: Eukaryota; Fungi; Ascomycota; Eurotiomycetes; Chaetothyriales; Cyphellophoraceae
Product: putative cytochrome b5
Exons: 2
Coding region: 1-255 (84 amino acids)
Cellular component (GO): membrane; intracellular membrane-bounded organelle
Molecular function (GO): heme binding
Source: RefSeq, a predicted model, not a curated record